Molecule: messenger RNA, 3202 nt
Organism: Amoebophrya sp. A25
Lineage: Eukaryota; Dinophyceae; Syndiniales; Amoebophryaceae
Source: the annotation of a GenBank genome assembly
AUGCCAUCGGCGGAUUCAAACGCCGAGGCCCUGCUCAAAGCAGCAGGUCCCGGUGUGUCCAAGCAUAUGAAGGAUCUUCUGAAGAAGAUUGCAACGACAGAAAAUGCUGAAAAAGCGUACUUUCCUAACUACUUAUCUACUUUUACUUUGUUGUUGUAUUUUUUCCGCAUCGGCUCACCAACACAAACACUGAUCGAGCCUUACUUUGUCCUAAUGCUCAUCAGGUUAAACCAAGACGCACUUACUUUAAUCUAUGUUGAACCUCCCUUAAUAUUUAUAUGUAUACUACAAUAUACGUGAAAGAAAACAUUCAGGUUUCAUGCUUUGGAGGUGUAUUCACGCAACCUGAAGUCGGCGCCAGCAAAACCAAAGAGUUGCUUUGACCAUCCGUUGACAGAAAACGAGAUUGAGAUGAAGAAGACGAAGACGGAAAUAGUAAAGAAAAUUGCAACCGACCCAAAAGACGAGGAGGGCAAUCUACUCCGUACUUUGUUUAAUAGAGCAAUAAAGAGUAAAAACGAGUUGUGUCGACGAUGCUAUAGUACAUUCAAAUUCAAAAUUUAGACUUAGAGAAAAUUUUUUGAUUGUACCAUGAGCAGACGGAAAGAUAGAUUGUCUAUCGUUGUUGAAACAACCAUUCAUUGUGCAUUUCUCCAUACUUCUUCUUUAGCAAUUUGCGCACUUCCGAACUUCUGCGAAGAGAAUGAUCUGCUCAACUGGGCCGGUGUAGGAUUUGGUAGUGGAAAAGCGAACUCAGUUAUGAACUCAUUGAGGCAUUUCGCUGCAACAACAGAAGGAUUGAAGAAGGUACGAGUUGUACAACUGUACUCAAUGUUGAUGAAAACAAUAAUGAAGUGGGCCGCCAUUGCUAUUGCAGCAGCUCGUCACAUCAAACGAAAAGCUUUCGACCAAUCUUAGACAUAGACGCCUGUACUACUACUCAUGGAAAUAGAUCUAUCCAACUUACUAGGGGAAGUGCACUCAUUUAUUUACUAGAAUAAGUGUCUUGUACUCUGAAGGCCUACAUGAUUACUAGGUUCGAUUUUGGGGUAAGAUUUGUGGCUCAGAGGCGGACUACUACGUAGCGGAGGGUCAGCUAGAGGCUGCAGGAGAGGAGGACCCAGAAAAUCCGAUGUUUGAGCCUUUGGGAACUGGAGCAAAUACAUUCGCAUACUGGGUAUAGAAGUUAUUCAUCUCUCUACUGUAGUACUCUGAUUUAUUAAAAAAAUAUUUUCUUGUUUCCCCGCUUGAAAUUUAGUAUGAUGUUUCGUCUUGACUAUCACGACUAUGCAUGUGGUUUUCAUUUAAUAUCCACAAAAAUUUGUUCCCGUUGUAGGUGACAAACAGUAUAACAACGCCAUCAUGGGUGCGCCUUCCAGACGUGACGCCAUCUGCAAUUGUUGCCGCUCGGUCUUUGAAGAAAGUAUUUUCGGGAAACUUGGAGGCAAAAGUUGUCUGUAUGACCAGGAACAUGAUCAUGCAUGUAAUGAUGGGUCAAUCAUCUUUCAUCUACUAGUUGUAGGUAGUUGUACACUCACCUGACUGCGUUGAAUCGACAUGUACAAGGUGAGAAUGGAAUCCACACUAUGUAGACGAGCGUCUUCUGGAUUAUCGUGAACAAUGUAGACGUAACUUUGUUACCCACUUCUAUCCCCGGCCCUGUUUCAUAUCUGCCAUGCCCUUUUUCGGCGAGCCAGAAAAAGUCCUCCUAAGAGCGCAGAUCGCACGAAUCACAGCGGAAACAGUGCUCAACGUCCAGGGCUACCUAAGUGUCAGCGAAGAUGACGGCUCAAUCGCAGAGACUGAGGAGUUCGUCUUUCCCUCACAAGACGUGCUCAAACAGCACAGCGGAUGGAUGCAUUGUGCUACACAGAAGAUUUAGUUAUUUAAUGUUGUGGGACUGGAAUUUUUACCUUUACCGGCUUUUCAGUAUGAUCACCAAAAACAUAAUCUUUAUAUUUGCAUUCCCCGCACGGCGCACCUGCGGAUUAUUUUUUUUGCUACACCUCGAAGACGAAGAUGUGGUAAAAAGGAGCUUCGAAAUUCGGAAACUGAAUCUCCUCCUCCAUCACUUUCAUAGGCGUGCCGCACAUCUUGAAGACAGGGCGAUGUUCCUAUUUGGAGAUCGAUGCGGAAGCGGAGCCAGAAGCCUACGAAGCACAGGAAUUGAAGAAAUUGCGAGAUCCCAUGCAGGAUCAGCUUAGAGGAAUUAAUACGAGAGACUGGGCGAUCCGAGCGCACGCUGGCGCGGCGCUCUCAGUCCGAAGUCUCAAAUAUCCAGGAGCUGUCUGCGUCACCAAAGGCUCAGCCUUCUGCAACGUGUACCACGACCUAAGUAGCUUCAGAUGAUAAAAUGUUUGUGAGUCUGCUAUGUAUAAUAUUAAUGAAAUUUCUGAAUUGUUGAUCAUGGAUCGGGAUGUCGUUAUCAAAAAUACCAAGAAUCAAGGUAGUUCGUUUGUCACGUACUUACCUCACCUUUAAACCUUCUCGUCCCAGGUAUGUUGGAUAUGGUUUGAAGCGGGGGCAGGACUUUUUCUACUGUGCACCUCCAGACGUGCAGGACGAGCCAGCAGAUGUUCCGGAAUGCGCGGAGCCAACGCCCGCUGAUGGCCCGCCCGCUCCGCCUGCUGAGGAGUAAUUGUUGGUUACUACCAGCAGCGUCGAUGGGUUAAAUAGUAGAGAAUGGGUGGCCGAUUCCACCUUGGUGUAUCUGAUAGUAGAUUCUUACCGCUCAUUUGUGCUAUAUCAUCAACUUCACCGAAAGACAACGAACCACGAAGGAAGACGCUGGUGGUAAACCUGCUUCUCUGAAAAAUAGACGAGAUACCAUGUUUUACAAGAAGGUCGAGAUAUACAUCUGAAAGCUUAUAUACGGUUGCAGUCGUUCAAAAAUGAGUCGUAAUCAACUGGCUGUAGAUUGAAUCAUCCAGUAUAUAGAAUAUGAAUUUGCUUCGUCUCUAAAUGUUAAUGGAAAAACCGCUUAAUUUUUGUCAUGAUUCUGGAAUUUGUUAAUGCGCUCUUUUGUCAUCCACAGAAAUUAGAAGACAUUCUACAGUAGAGAAUCAAGAUGAAAAACAAAAUGUACGAGCAAAUCGAAAGCUGCAAGAAAUAUACCCUUGGGGCCAACCGCGAUCCACCGUCCGCAAGUGUAAGCCCAGCCGCUACAGGAGAAAAGCAGUCGGCCGAGAACCGACUGUGACGG